AUGGACAGAAAUUCACGAAAAGCACGAAAGGCAAAUAGAGUUGAUAUGAGUAAACACUUUGUUAAUAGUAAAAAGACAUUAACAACACCAAUUGAAGUUAAAGAAGAUGAAGAAAAUAAUGAAGAAUUAAUGGAAGAGCUUGAAGAUGAAUUUGAUGCUGAAGUUGAACCUGAAGAAGAGGGAGAAGAAGAGAUUGUGCAAAGUGAAGAAAAAGAAACAAAAAUGGAUGAUGGAAUUGAAGAAACAGAUUUAGGAGAUAUAAAAGGAUUUGAAAAGGACGUUAUUGAAGAUCCAGAAGAUAAUGUAAAAGUUGAAACUGAAGUAUAUAUCCCUAACCAAAACAAAACUCAAACAGAAAAUGCUAUGGAGGAGGAGAAUGUUGAGUUAGAAGUUUCUGGUGGAGCUUAUAAAAUGCUUCAUGAAUUAAGUCUUGAAUGGAGUUGUUUAUCCUUUGACAUCAUUCCAGAUACAUUAGGUGCUUUAAGAACUACUGCUCCAUAUACUUUAUACUUUGCUGCUGGAACAAAUGCGGCUUCUGGAAAAAAGAAUAAAGUGUAUACUGUCAAAGCUGAAGGUAUGUGUAUUACUCACCAAGAUGAAGAGGAUGAGGAUGAUAGUGAAAAUGCUGAUCCUCUAAAACCAAAGAUAGAAGAGGACCUUGAUUAUACUGACCCAAUAUUAACUACUUCCAGUGCUUUAAUUCCUUGUGGAAUUAAUCGAUGUAGAACAAUGAAACAAAGACCUGGAAUUGUUGGGCUUUGGGGAGAAGAUGGAAAUGUUUAUAUUUAUGAUAUGUCAUCUCAUAUUAAAGGUGUUGAUGGUGGAAUAGUGUCAAGUGGAAAUGAAUUAAAGUCAACUUUACAUCAUAGAUGUGAAGGGUUUGCAUUAGACUGGUCACCAGUUGUUGAAGGAAGAUUAAUCACAGGGACACUAAAUGGUAGAAUUAUGUUAUGGGAAGAAAGAGGAGGAGAGUGGAGAGGAAGUCCAGAGAGUUAUAUGGGUCAUAAGAGUAGUGUUGAAGAUCUUCAAUGGUCACCAAAUGAAGCUGAUGUAUUUUUGAGUUGUUCUGUUGACCACACGAUUAAGUUGUGGGAUGCUAGAACAAAGAAACAAUGCGUUAAAAGUAUUAUUGGGCAUAAUUGUGAUGUUAAUGUUGUAAAUUGGAAUAAAAUUAACCCCUUUUAUAUUGUUUCUGGUGGGGAUGAUGGAGAACUUAAAGUUUGGGAUUUUAGACAAUUUGACUUUCCUUAUGCUACAUUCAAUUGGCAUAAGAAAGCAAUCACUAGUGUUGAGUGGUGUCCACAUGAUGAAAGUUCAUUUUUGGCAUCAAGUGAAGAUGACUCAAUCAGUUUCUGGGAUAUCUCAAUGGAGGCUGAUAGAGAAGUUGCUGAAGAAUAUCAUAUUCAAGAAAUUGAACAAAUUCCACCACAGUUAAUGUUCCUUCAUCAAGGGCAAAAAGGAAUCAAAGAAGCACAUUGGCAUCAACAAAUACAAGGAGUUGUUGUAUCAACUGCAUGGGAUGGAAUGAAUAUUUUCCAACCAUGUAAUUUCUAA
Molecule: messenger RNA, 1554 nt
Organism: Entamoeba dispar SAW760
Lineage: Eukaryota; Evosea; Mastigamoebida; Endamoebidae
Product: glutamate-rich WD repeat-containing protein, putative
Exons: 1
Coding region: 1-1554 (517 amino acids)
Molecular function (GO): protein binding
Source: RefSeq, a predicted model, not a curated record